AUGUAUUGUGCGACAUGUGACGUAGAUAUAGAGGAAAAUAAAAAUGUGAGAGUAAUACAGGUCGCAAGCAUAAGCACCCUGGCAGGCCGCCGCUCGACUCGUAAAAUGUUAACUGCUAUUCUGUCACUGAGAAAUACCCAAGAAGAAGAGCCUCCAGAUCCCCAACUGAUGAGGUUAGACAACAUGUUGAUAGCUGAGGGCGUUGCUGGACCAGAAAAAGGCGGCGGUGCUGGAGCUGCAGCAUCUGCGUCAGCAGCCUCGGCAGCUGGACCACCAGGACAACCUGACAACGCUAUUGAACACUCUGAUUACCGUGCUAAGCUUGCCCAAAUCAGACAAAUUUACCACCAGGAGCUCGAGAAAUACGAGCAGGCGUGUAACGAGUUCACUACGCACGUAAUGAAUCUUCUGAGAGAACAAAGUCGUACCAGGCCGAUUACACCCAAGGAAAUUGAAAGAAUGGUGCAAAUAAUUCACAAAAAGUUUUCGAGUAUCCAAAUGCAGCUUAAACAAUCUACCUGUGAAGCUGUUAUGAUCCUCAGAAGUCGAUUCCUUGAUGCCAGACGUAAAAGACGGAACUUCACAGCUUUUGCAGGAGCGUCGCCGUACAGCAUGGGCGGCGCCAGUCAGGGUACAUCCACGCCGAUGAUGUCUCCGGCGCCACCGGGUGGUCCUCAGGACAUGGCAGGAUACGGCAUGGGAAUUAACGGAAGCGACUAUGGUUCACAACCCUACAAUGACGGAUCCAUGGGAUAUGAUCCAAUGCAUCAGGGCAAGGGAUUGGCUGCGGGGGCUGGAUGGAUGCACCGUGAGGCCAUGCCGGAGUUUCCGCCGCUCCACGAUUCAGCGGAUUCCGAUUCUGAUUCUCGAGAGAACGAAAAACGACCACGGGUUUAG
Messenger RNA from Cotesia congregata, 897 nucleotides. Lineage: Eukaryota; Metazoa; Arthropoda; Insecta; Hymenoptera; Braconidae. The record is from the annotation of a GenBank genome assembly.